Clarias gariepinus (North African catfish) is the source of this 1375-nucleotide messenger RNA. It is a transcript of the gene lrrc34, whose product is annotated as leucine rich repeat containing 34. The transcript is spliced from 10 exons. Lineage: Eukaryota; Metazoa; Chordata; Actinopteri; Siluriformes; Clariidae. The record is from RefSeq and is a predicted model, not a curated record. Bases 103 to 1344 code for a protein of 413 amino acids. Gene Ontology annotation, molecular function: protein binding.
AAUUGUUUGGGCUCGUGCGUGGCAGCGCUGUUGCUACGGUAACACAGAACCAUAGAAAAGUGGCGCGAGAUUUUUCUCCUUCACUUUCGCGAGAUUUUUAUCAUGGAGAGUUUAAAUGAUGUUUAUUCAUCAGUCUGUUCGGACCUCCAUCUGUCUCUCAACGCUUACAUUUCACAGGAGCUGAAGGAGGCGGAACGCCGCGUUAGUGAUGUUUCUCUCAGUCUGAGGGGAAACAGCCGCCAGGCCGCCGGUCGCAGGUUAACGGAUGGAGACGCGCGAGCCGUGUGUGAGACACUCCGGGGUGAUGGACGUGUGAGAGCUUUAGAUCUGAGUUACAAUAGGAUCUCAGAUGAAGGAGCAUUCCAUCUCGCGGAUCUCAUCCAGGAGAAUGUGGCUCUGCAGAAGCUCGACCUAAUGUGCAACAACAUUGAAGCUGAUGGUGCAGAGCGAAUUGCGAAAAGUUUGCAUCACAACACAACCCUGAAGAGACUAAGAAUGACAGGAAAUAAGAUCAGAAAUAAAGGCGGCAUGCACCUCGCCUGCAUGUUGCAAAGCAACAGCACGUUGGAAGAGCUGGACAUGUCAGAUUGUGACCUGGACACACAGAGUCUAAUCACAUUUGCGAUCGCUCUUACCAACAACAGGAGUCUCCUCUCCAUCAACAUCAGUCGUCCUCUCCUCUUUAGUCUGCAGGAGGAGACGACAGUCCACAUGGCUCGCAUGCUGGAGGUCAAUCACAGCCUGGAGGAGCUGCACAUGGCCAAGCACGGCAUGACAGACUGGGGACUUCAGAGGCUGUGUGAGGCGUUAAUGUCCAACCACAGCCUGCGUUACCUUGACCUGCGCUGUAACAGAAUAACGAGGGAUGGUGCGAGACACCUGGCCCAACUCCUGAGAAAAAAUGACACACUGCAGAUUCUGGACUUGUCCUUCAACAGGAUCGAGGAUGACGGCGCUGUGUAUCUGAGUGACGCCAUCAUGCUGGAACACACCAAACUCAGAGCACUCUCCAUCCAGAGCAACAACGUAUCCACCGACGGCCUGGUGUCCCUCAGCAAAGCCAUCGCCGCAAAUCCUCACUUGACGCACGUUUACAUUUGGGGGAACAGACUGGAGGAGCCAGUGUGUGUGGCAUUCUCACAGCUCAUCUCCUCCAGCCGUUUGUCGGAGCAGCACACGGACGUGACUCCGUACACAGUGGACGGGCGUGUUCACCUGGCCGAAGUGUCCAACGGGUUACGCCGGCAUUACUACUGGACCCCGAGCUACAGCGAGGAUGGAGGCGCUGCCAGUAACGCCGCGCUGACUCUCAGCACAUCACACCAGCUCACACUUCAACCUUAAUGAGCUCAACAACCCGUGAACAAACACAGUU